AUGGGAAGAAGCAAGGGACUCUCAUCAGCAGCAGCAUCGUCGUCCACCUCAACACCCCACCUCUCCUCCGUGGACUCCUCCCACCUCCUACGCUCGUGCAGAAGCCUCCGCUCUCUCCUCCAACUCCACGCCCGCCUCGUCGUUCGCGGCGCCAUCUCCGCCGACUCCGUCCGCACCCUUCUCCUCAACGCCUACUCCUCCUUCCGCCGACCCGACUCCGCUCUCGCCGUCUUCAACUCCUCCCCCGACCCCGACGCCGUCUUAUGGAACUCCCUCAUCCGAUCCUACACCACCUCCGGCGACUGCGACACGGCGAUCCGCUUCUACCGUCGAAUGCUCGGGUGCAGAACCCGACCCGAUAAGUACACCUUCACCUUCGCCUUGAAGGCCUGCGCCGGCGCCCUCGACUCUGAAACUGGCGCUCUGAUCCAUCGCGAGAUCGCGCGAAGAGGGCUAAUCGGCGACGUCUUCAUCGCGACCGGCCUUGUCGACAUGUACUGCAAAUUGGGCAUGAUUGCGAAGUGGUAA
Messenger RNA from Ananas comosus (pineapple), 528 nucleotides. RefSeq names its product pentatricopeptide repeat-containing protein At2g39620-like. Gene Ontology annotation, molecular function: protein binding; RNA binding. Gene Ontology annotation, biological process: RNA modification. Bases 1 to 528 code for a protein of 175 amino acids. NCBI's taxonomy places the organism in Eukaryota, Viridiplantae, Streptophyta, Magnoliopsida, Poales, Bromeliaceae. The record is from RefSeq and is a predicted model, not a curated record. The transcript has 3 exons.